GAUAGCAGAAGUUAUUAUCAAUGUUCGUGUGGGUUAGGGAGAGUAUUACUAGCUCAGCCGUUUGGAGCAUGUCAUGAUGACCUCUGGAGCUAAGGGCUUUGUAAAUGACAUCUGAUUCCUUGAAUGCAUCAGCCUCAAUCACCACUGCAUUCCCUGCAGCUCCCGCCCAGAAUGGAAGCAUGGUUAUCAGUUGCAGAGAAGAUUGGAUGAGCUCCCAUUCCACCACCCAUGAGGAGGAGCACCGGACUUCUGUCACUGUGAGCGACUGGAGCCAUCACCUCUGUACAUUGAGAAUCAUCAACUGAUGCAAGCCCCAUUGCUUUCAUUUCCUCCACCAAGAGAUGCGGACAUUCUCUCCUGUCUGCAAAUCCAAUUUGCCUUGCUGCCAUAGAUACAGAGGAAAAAACGCAUCAAGGGAAAGCAGGCAAGCAAGAUGCACCAUUUUUUUGAAGCUAUGGACACAUUCUUGCUUCAAUCUAGUGAUAUCCAUGAAAAUUUCCAUGAUCAAUCAUGGAUAUGUAAAGCCUAAAACGUUAGAAUUGAAUUUU
Rubroshorea leprosula is the source of this 548-nucleotide messenger RNA. The record is from the annotation of a GenBank genome assembly. Lineage: Eukaryota; Viridiplantae; Streptophyta; Magnoliopsida; Malvales; Dipterocarpaceae.